This is a messenger RNA of Fusarium subglutinans, 1698 nucleotides long. Its product is annotated as heterokaryon incompatibility protein het-E-1. Lineage: Eukaryota; Fungi; Ascomycota; Sordariomycetes; Hypocreales; Nectriaceae. The transcript is spliced from 2 exons. Bases 1 to 1698 code for a protein of 565 amino acids. The record is from RefSeq and is a predicted model, not a curated record.
AUGAGACUCAUAAACACACAUACUCUCCAACUUGAGUUUUAUCCUGGAGGAUCACGUCGAUAUGCCAUUCUAUCCCACGUCUGGGGUGAUGAUGAGGUCACUUUCAAAGAUGUUGCUUCAGGUACUCCUGAGGAAGCGCUUCAUCUUGAACGUUAUAAUACUUGCUGUAUCGAUAAAACUAGCAGUGCCGAGCUUUCGGAAGCUAUCAACUCGAUGUUUCGUUGGUAUGCUGAGUCGACUAUCUGUAUCGCCUUUCUUGAAGACAUCCCCACCUCAGAGUCUGAAGAGGAACGGAGAAAGACAUUUGUAACCAGUCGUUGGUUUACGAGAGGCUGGACACUUCAAGAGCUCAUCGCACCGGGAAAGGUCAUUUUUUACGGGCGAGGCUGGCAGCAAAUGGGUAGCAGAGCUGAGCUCAAAGAAGACAUAAAGAGUGUCACUGGGAUUAAUUAUGAACUUCUCGACGCAACACAUCACAUGGCUGAGAUCAGGAAACGUCAGCUUGGUGAGUAUUCUGUCGCUCAGAAGAUGUUCUGGGCUGCUGGGCGCGAAACAACGAGGCCAGAAGACAUAGCUUAUUGCCUGCUGGGUAUAUUCGAUAUUAACAUGCCUUUGCUCUAUGGGGAAGGCCAAGUCAAAGCUUUCAAGCGGUUACAAGAAGAGAUUCUCAAAUCUACCGAUGAUGAGUCAAUUUUUGCUUGGCGGCAGCCUCGAUAUCGGGUCGAAGGAAAAACGUAUUGGAGCCUUCUUGCAAACAGCCCUUCAGCUUUCGAUCUCGGCCAGACCUCAAAAGAUCUCAAUGGCAUGGUGCCUCAGAGAUCCAAAUACCUGUCUCUUAGGUCAGGAAGUUCCAUGUCUAUGACAAACCGUGGACUGGACUUAGAGCUCCCAUUAACGCCGUUCCCAAUCGAUACGUCGGGGACGAUUUUCUUGGCUUUCUUGAAUUGCGAGUUUCGAAGAGGCCAGACAUCCAUCAAUCCAGCUAUCCUCCUUCAGAGGGCAGCGUGGGACAGAAACUCACAUUUUGUGCGAAUUCGACCUGACAUAUUAGCGUUGUCCAUGAUGAAUAGCAUUAUUCUUCCCGAUGAACUCUUGAACAUGAUACGAAGUGGCCAAAAAGAUGUUUUGCAGGAGGCCAUUCCGCGACAAAUCUUCGUCCCACACAGCACCCCGGACCUGCGAUAUUUGAAGGGUGUGAUAUUUCGCCCAGAGAUGAAGGGCCUUGCAAAGGAGAGUAAGAUGGUUGUCAGAGUGCGCUCACGAUCACCAACAUGGCAAUAUUUUGUCGAUGCUCGAAGCGGUCCUUCCACCACGCCAGAAUCAUAUGAGAUUAACUUUGACCUAGCACCUGGUCCUUCACUUGGGUCAUUACAAGCAUCCAUCGUUCUGGGAGUGUUGGAGCUUGACCUAGGCAGCUCAGAUUCCAUGCAGUGCUUGGUCAUGGGAUUAGAACCCUUGCCCCCAAACCCGUUUCAAACGAUGCCUCUUUACUUCUUACCGUGGUACGCAUUUGAAGAACAGACUUGGAUUGCAAAGCAGGACUUUUCAAGAGUUUUGGACAAAACACAGCGAAGGCUGGAGUGGAGAGUUCCGGAUACCGUGACAGCGAAAAUUGGAAUUGAGAGCAGGCAUUCGAGUUUAUUCUAUAGUCUGACUUUGGAGAUUGAGAACAGCCGGAAAGUUAAUACCUGGUUUUGA